UCUCGAGUGUCGUUAGUUGAGUAUUGUAAUUUCUUUUUUAUUAUUGUUAUUCAUUUGUAUUACUUCAAAUUGAAAUUAUUUGAUUUCGCACAACAAGUUGCCAAUAAAGUACAAUGAAAAUAAAGGUGAUAAACGUUUAGUGGAAUGGGGUAAUGAAACACUCUUGGUGUAUGUGUAUGUGUGUGUUGUGUAUAGGCAGGUAAUUAAAGUACUGUCGUGUCCACGUGCUUCGGGUCUUUACUAGAAGAUGUAUCUUUACUGAGAUGACUAUCUUUUACAAAGAAAUUCCUAAAAAAAUGGAGUACGAAGUAAUGGAUGGAAUCGUUAGCGAAGAUACCGCUGAAAACAGCAGUGACAGCAAUGAAGAUUCCGCAAACAGUGAUAUCGAAGAGAACGAGGAUCAAGAUGAUCAAUCCAAAGUGUAUCUCCCUGGAAAUCCUUUAGGAAACGAUGAAGAGCUUGUCGUUGAUAAAACGGCGUACCGAAUGUUACAUCAUGCGCAAUCCGGAGCACCUUGCCUUAGUUUCGAUAUCAUUCCGGAUAAUUUAGGAAAUAACAGAGAAGAUUAUCCUUUGAGUAUGUAUCUUGUUGCUGGAACUCAGGCUGCAAAGACACAUGUUAACAAUCUCCUCGUUAUGAAAAUGAAAAAUCUUCACUCUACGAAAGAUGAUUCUGAAGAUGAGUCUGACAGUGACGAAUCGGAUAGCGAAAGUAAAGAAAGCAGUCCAGUCAUGACUGUUGCACCGAUAAAGCAUCAGGGGUGUAUUAAUAGAGUAAGGUACACAAAAAUUGGUGAAACACCAUUAGUUGCAAGCUGGAGCGAAUUGGGUCGCGUACAUAUUUGGAAUUUAGAGGAACAAUUAAAAGUACUUGAUAACAAUGAGCUGCUCCAUGCAUAUCGUAAAAAGUGUGAAAAAAACGAUGGAGGCGUUAAACCAUUAUUUACUUUCAAAGGACACCUUUCAGAAGGGUACAGCAUUGACUGGUGUCCAACAGAAGUGGGUACACUAGCUUCUGGUGACUGCAAGGGUAACAUUCAUAUAUGGCGCAUAGGAGACAAUAAUGGCUGUGCCACAUGGCAUGUAGACCAAAGACCAUAUAAUUCCCAUACACCGCACAGUGUGGAAGACCUUCAGUGGUCUCCUAAUGAAAGACAUGUACUAGCUUCAUGUUCUGUUGAUAAAAGCAUAAAAAUCUGGGAUACAAGGGAAAGUCCACACUCUGCCUGCAAGUUAACAGCAAUUGGCACACACACUGCUGACAUCAAUGUGAUUUCAUGGAAUCGAAAAGAAAAUCAAUUCCUCGUAUCUGGAGGUGACGAUGGUUUGAUUUGUAUAUGGGACUUGCGUCAAUUUAGUUCUAAUGGCGCGAGUCCAUUGGCUGUAUUCAAGCAACACACUGCUCCUGUUACAACGGUGGAAUGGCAUCCUCAAGAAGCUACAGUUUUCGCUUCAGGCGGAGCUGACGAUCAGAUUGCUCAAUGGGACUUGUCUGUAGAAACUGAUCAGUCGGAGGAGAUGAAAAAUAGCGAGCUGAAAGACUUACCUCCGCAAUUGUUAUUUAUACAUCAAGGUCAAACGGAUAUUAAAGAAUUACAUUGGCAUCCUCAGUGUUCAGGUGUUGUAAUAUCAACAGCGCACUCAGGAUUUAAUAUAUUUCGUACGAUUAGUGUAUGAUAAACUCGACCAUUUACUAAUACAUAUAAUGUUUGUAAAAUAAUGUUUGUCGAUUAAACAUUUUUUUUUUUAUCUUUUG
This is a messenger RNA of Hylaeus anthracinus, 1755 nucleotides long. RefSeq names its product glutamate-rich WD repeat-containing protein 1. NCBI's taxonomy places the organism in Eukaryota, Metazoa, Arthropoda, Insecta, Hymenoptera, Colletidae. The record is from RefSeq and is a predicted model, not a curated record. The transcript is spliced from 4 exons. Gene Ontology annotation, molecular function: protein binding. Bases 264 to 1676 code for a protein of 470 amino acids.